AUGUCAUUGCCAAAUAUAGACGCAUUAACUUUCAAUCAAAAUGACGAUGAUCUAGUCGAUAUAACUCAAAAUGUGUUUGAUUCAGCACACCAAUUAAAGGAAAACAAGGUUGUAAAGUCGGCUAUCUUUGAAUUGCUAGAUGGAACAAGAGCAUUGGAAGUGCUAAAUCCUAGACAUGAUACAGGAAUGAUUGAACUUGAGGAAGAUGACGUGUUUUUCGACUGUUCACAACCGCAGACUGCUACAUCUAUCGUUAAUAUUCAAGGUAAGUUACUUGCGCAAUUGGUAAACUGGCUAGAGGGCCGCAGUCUAUCUGAAACUGUACUCAGUUGCCGGUACGUCCAAUCUAUGCUUGAAAAUUACCUUAAAGAUCCUAAACAAAGCAAAUGUGCUUUCAGUUCAUCCAAACUAAAGGUGAAGAGCUAUCGCAAAGAUACAGAUUACUGGUUGGUCCAUCGUGUUUUGAAAGUUUUUGUGAAAGGAUUGUGCAAGUUUGUAGGGUUUGCGAUCAGCAUAGCAAGGACAUUCUUAUACGAAGAGGAGGACUUGAUUUCAAGAUGUCAAGAUUUGAAUUUUUUUGCAGAAGUAUCAGCACAACUGGUUAUUGAUGAAAUCAAUGGAGAGUUUGAGUGGAUUUUGAGUCAUGAAACCGACCAUUCAGACAUAAUCAUGAGUCAGAUGAAGUUGGUACAGUAUUUGAAUCAAUUCGAGGUAAAGAUUACGUCUCAGCAUAUACCAUUCAUGGAGAACAAGCUAUAUCCAGAGGGACUCUUUUCCUUCUGUGACGAGGCAAUCGAAGAAAUAAACCACGUCAGAAAUCGCAAAAUCGAUGAGUCCAAAAUACCAAGGGGCGUAUUUUCGAAAUUUAUUCAAGUUGAAAUGGGGAAUACGAAUGUACCUGUUGAAUUAGCCUCGAUUUCCGAGACUUCUUAUUGUGACCACCUUUUAGGGGUAUUCACUGUGGUCAAAACAUACGUGACACAGGCAGCAACCAUCAAAUCAAUGAACCAACUUCACGACUAUCUACACUUCAAUAUCAAGUACCCAAUCGACAAAUUCUCAGUCUUUGCAAGAGGAUUAUUUCAAUUGUUUUUCAUUCGAGAUGACAAGUCAAUUUUUGGCUCCCCAAUUCACUUGCAACAAUUAACAAGUAUGAUAAUUGAGAACUUGGUUGGUCCAAACUCUGCAUUCUUGAUGCCUCUUGAGCCUCAAUUAUCACAAAUCAAAGGGUCCACUGCGACCGAGAUUUUAACGAAGCACGGUUCCCUCAUUCAGGAUUUGGAUAGCGCCAUGUACAACAAUCAUUGCAUUUACGGGGCUAAUCGGUGCCGGGUACAGCAACUAAUUUCGAAAAGUUUGGUGGUGUGGGACACCUUACAAGUUGAAUGGGAAGCAUUUGAAAUUCAAAUGUUUCAAAGCUUUCAAGUUGGAGAUUUGAUCAACGACAAUGAUCCAGCAAUUACCAUUACAUCGUUCGUAUACUAUCAGAAAACAGAAUUGAUGAUUGAGUUGUUGCUAGGAGGUACUAGUUUGGAACUAUAUAAACCAUUCGAGUUGUUUUUGAUCUAUUGGUACGGGGACAUAUUGUUGGACAAUCUAAUUCAACAUUUGAGACUGCGGAUUAAGAAGAUUCUUUUGGGCAAGAUGGAUCUGAUUGAAGAGAAAUUGCCUAAAAAAAUCAAGAAAUUGAAGAAUGGGCCAAAGAAGGACACUUUAAAGGAGCAGUUAAAGCACGGACAAGAGGUUACAAUUCCACAAAUAUUAUCCUGCAUUCGCCAUCAAGACUACCUCGCUGAAUCGUUCGAAACUUUACAAUGUUUGAUCAAUUGUUUCAAAAGAUAUUUUGCCAUUCUUUCAAAAUUGAAACUACUUGACUUCACUAUAGGUCCAGCAAAUAACUUGACGUCAAUGGAACACCUAUAUUAUUUGAGAAUGAAACCAUGGUCUUCAAUAGGUGUACCUCAAUUUCCAUCGUACAACGCCUACCGAAAAGCACUUGCUCUGACAAAGCCCGAGACGGAUAAUCAUACAAAUUUGAUAAAGUGUUUGGGAUCAUUAACAAAGAUCAAAAGUGAUUUGGUGACGGUGGAAAAGCAAAUACAAAAAUUGUUAGGUUAUGUUUCACGUCAAAACAAAGACUUUAUUGAAAACUCGUUAAUCCAACAAUGGUACCAUCAAUUGAGUGAAACAGCGCUGGAUUUGGGUGUGAGUAUCAGUCACUUGGGCAAGAUCUUGUCGACAAACAAAGACGACUUGUUUAAAAUAAGCCAAAAUUAUCAUCCUGUGGUGAAGCCUGCGAAGCACAAGUAUUUUAUACAAGUGCAAGUGGAAGCCAAUCAGCGCUAA
Messenger RNA from Lodderomyces theae, 2346 nucleotides. RefSeq lists its product as uncharacterized. The coding region runs from base 1 to 2346 and encodes 781 amino acids. Lineage: Eukaryota; Fungi; Ascomycota; Pichiomycetes; Serinales; Debaryomycetaceae. Gene Ontology annotation, cellular component: NatC complex. The record is from RefSeq and is a predicted model, not a curated record. Gene Ontology annotation, biological process: N-terminal peptidyl-methionine acetylation. The transcript has 2 exons.